AUGGUACCUUUUACUGAGCCUGCAUCCCAGCCCAGCACUUGGGCAGCGGCAGUGUUGGUGCUAACCCUGCUCUCCUCCUCGACUAUAGCGGCCCACCCUCUGGACACCCCACAUCUUCCAUGGGAGCUGCCUCCAGGACUCUCAGAAAAUAUCAAUAUGACUUUCCUCAACGGGGUGUUUAAAAAUGUGGGAGGAGUGGCCGAAAUUUUUGACUGCCUGGGCUCUCACUUCACCUGGCUGCAGGAUGUCUUCACCAACUUCCCCGCACUGCUCCAGUUCGUGAAUGGUAUGAAGUGUGUGGCUGGUCUCUGCCCCCGGGACUUCGAAGACUACGGCUGUGCCUGCAGGUUUGAGAUGGAAGGGCUGCCUGUGGACGCGUCUGACAGCUGUUGCUUCCAGCAUCGCAGGUGUUACGAGCAGGCUGCUGAGAUCGACUGUCUGCAAGACCCCGCCAAGCUCAGCACAGAUGUCAACUGUGUCAGCAAGAGUAUCACCUGUGAGUCCGGGGACGCUUGUGGGCACCUGCUGUGUUCCUGUGACAAGGCUGCCAUAGAGUGCUUGGCUCAGUCCGGUAUCAACUCUUCCCUGAACCUUCUGGACACGUCCUUCUGUCUGGCUCAGCCUCCAGGUAGGAAGAUCCAGGCCCUGCAUCAGCGGUGGGGAUGGCGAUCUGCGGCGGGAGCUGAGACAACCAGCAGGAAAGAGCUGCUGACACUUCUGCCCAGAGUGGUCCCUGUGGAGCCCACGGACUCCAGCCUGACGGCCCUCUCAGGAGAAGAUGAACACAGGGGGACCGGUAUGGAACCCAAAUAUCCGGACAGAACCAGGCCAAGUCCAGGAAGACACAGAAGAUGCAAGGGCCACACCUUCUCCAGGUAUGUGUUUUCAGGGUCUGCAGAGAUAGUUGCCACAGCUAAAGGUGUAACCAUCGUCCCUGCCGGCAUUAAAUCUCUGGGGUUGGCUGUGUCAUCCGUCAGAAGUGGUCCUGAGGAGACGUCUGGAAAAGCCUGUGACAGGUUCACCUUCCUGCACCUGGGAAGCGGGGGCAACACUUGGGUGAUGCCACAGCUUGGAGAGAUGCUCUUUUGUCUGACAUCCCGGUGCCCGGAGGAAUUUGAAUCUUACGGCUGUUACUGUGGGCAGGAAGGACAAGGCGAGCCAAGGGACGCUCUGGACAGGUGCUGUUUGUCCCAUCACUGCUGCCUGGAGCAGGUGAGAAGGCUGGACUGCCUGCUCGAGAGGCUUCCUCGGUCACCAGUGGUAUGCGUGGAUGGUACCCCCAAGUGUGUAGGGCAGAGCCUGUGUGAGAAGCUGCUUUGUGUCUGUGACCAGACAGCGGCUGAAUGCCUGGCCUCUGCCUUCUAUAACCAAAGCCUCAAGUCACCUGGCAGACAGGAGUGCCAGGGCCACCGGCCGUCCUGUGAGGAUGGCAGGAUUUCAGCUUCGUCCCUUGGCUCCAGCUCUGAGGAGAACAGCGUGGAGGCCCCGCCGCCCAGGGAGGGCCUGAGAAGAACCAGAAGAUUCCUGGGGAAGUCACUUGGUCUCCUGGGGACCAGGCCACAGCGUGGCCCCAGAUAGAUUCCCAGAGAAAAUGACCAUCACACCCUAUCGUUCUGUCCCUCCUGCUACUGUAACCUCUCUGGGCCCAUCUCCAUCCUCUCUGUCCUCAGCAGAGGCUCAAAGCGGGAAGAGGCAGGAAGACCCUUGCACAUGUGCACUGUGAUGUUUGUCAGCUCACAUCCAAAUGUGUCUUUGGGGAAGGCAAACGAGGGGGUGGUUAUAUGUUUCCUGGAGUGCACUGUAGGGGCUCAAUAAAUAUUCCCAUCAACGUGCACUGUAGGGGCUCAAUAAAUAUUCCCAUCAACGUUUCUUUGUCUGGUUUGGUUUUGAAGAUGCUGGUACAUGAAUAGAUGGCAAAGGUGAGAUGGCAGAGGAACGGAGGAGGAAAAGAUAUCUUCACUCCCCAAUCACUGAAAUCACAAUCUUCUAUUAAAAAAAUACAGAAGGGAGUAUGUUUAAUCAAUCUUAUGAGAUCACCUAUGAGUCAUCAAUAACCCACCAAAGACAUAUGCCAAGGACUGAGAUGACAGCUCUUCCGGUAUGUUAUUAAGAGAAUGGCCUCAGCCACCUCCAUGAAGAAUCACUGAUAACCCUGUCUUGGGUCCGGCAAUAUUAAAUUGACUUAAAAAAAAAUGAUAGGGUUUAUCCCAGUGGCUGGACGUUUGGGGGAUGCCAAUGCCCACUCAGACACAGACAAAUAUAAUAGGAAUUACAAAAAAAUGGAAAUUAUAUCCCUCCAUCCAUCCAUCCAUCCAUCCACCCAUCUGAUAGUUAUUGAGAUUUUACUGUGCAUCAGGCAAAAAGGCAAUGUGCUUCCGGAAUCGCCUUCAAUAUUUCAUAAGGACACGAACUAUAGUUCACAUCACCUCCUUGGUUCUCUGUUCCCAUAAACCACGUGUCCUGCAGUGAGACGAUACAGGGUCCCUGCCUGCUCCUCAGACAGGCGGGAAAGCAGAGCCUCUGAAGAGUUCGUGUUUGUGACCUUCUCAUGGUGUGGAGCUAUCCUGACGUUAAAGAAUUGAAAACCUUAAGAAAUCAAAAGGUCGUGGUGCCAAGCCAGCAGCUGAUACCCUUCCCUACCUUCCAGGGAAAUCACCUGAUGAGCACCUUUUGAUGAACCCAACACAUUGGAAUCUUUUUUUUUUUUUUUUUGCAUGGCACGUGGGAUCUUAGUUUCCCAACCAGGGAUCUAACCCGUACCCCCCGCAGUGGGAGCGUGGAGUCUUAACCACUGGACUGCCAGAGAAGUCCCUCACGUUGGAAUCUUUUGAAUAAUGUGACCUUUUAAGUAACAGCUGAAAUUUGGGUCCUCCCAGAAGCGGACCCUUAGACAAGGACUUGAGAGCAAGUGGUUUAUUUGAAAAGUGCAGGAAACGCUGAGGGGAGAACAAAGGGAUAAGACGGCAGAGGAACGGUAGCCAGUGAAAGCUGCGUUACCAAGGCAGUUGCCCCUGGAAGUAGA
Messenger RNA from Aethalodelphis obliquidens (Pacific white-sided dolphin), 3022 nucleotides. RefSeq names its product otoconin 90 (gene OC90). Gene Ontology annotation, biological process: lipid catabolic process; arachidonate secretion; phospholipid metabolic process. Bases 1 to 1578 code for a protein of 525 amino acids. Gene Ontology annotation, molecular function: calcium ion binding; phospholipid binding. The transcript is spliced from 13 exons. The record is from RefSeq and is a predicted model, not a curated record. NCBI's taxonomy places the organism in Eukaryota, Metazoa, Chordata, Mammalia, Artiodactyla, Delphinidae.